GGCUAAAGAGCCCAGCAUAGAUGGAUAUAUAGAUCGUCUACACUCUACAAAAUAAGCCCGGCUAGCUACUUGCUCUAGAGCUAGCAAAGGACAAAGGAAGGAGAUCCAUCUCUCUAAUUGAUUCGUUCUAGGUGCAGCUCGAGCAAGCAAACCAUGCAACCCAUGGAGGGGGUUCUGGUUGCUCUGGCAUCCUACGGCGCCACCAUGCUCACCGAGAUGGCCAAAGAUAAGGUGGCCAUGCUAACCAGGGUCUCUGGCGAGAUCGACGACCCUGGCACCAAGCUCAGGGACCUUAAGAACAUCCUUGCCGAUGCUAAUAGGAGGAAUAUCACCAACGAGAGCAUGCGGGCGUGGGUGGAGGAACUGAAGCGUGCCGUGCACGACGUCGUCACUGACAUCCUCGACCGGUGUCGGCUCAAGGUCAUGGAAUAGGAUCCAUCCAAGGGCAUGCUGUUUAAUUUGCACGAUGAAUCCCCUGCACGCAUCACCAAAUUUGUAGGAAGUGAACCACUCCUUGUUAGGCGAUGUAAGAGCAUCUACAACCACACAUAGCAAAUUUGAGUCGUCCCCGGAUGGUGACCGAUCAUCCCUCA
Messenger RNA from Triticum aestivum (bread wheat), 593 nucleotides. RefSeq lists its product as uncharacterized. The transcript has 2 exons. Bases 154 to 432 code for a protein of 92 amino acids. The record is from RefSeq and is a predicted model, not a curated record. NCBI's taxonomy places the organism in Eukaryota, Viridiplantae, Streptophyta, Magnoliopsida, Poales, Poaceae.